AAGUUAAAUAUUCUCCAAGUCCAACUAUACACGACAGAUUCUGAAUCACGAGGGAUAGAGAAAACUCAAAAAGCAAUAGAAAGUUUGAAAUCUCGGGCAGAUGUUGAAAAAAUGCUGUCUAAAGAGAAUAAUGAGUCAUCAUCUAAACCAAGUUAUACAGACACAUCUAGCUCUGAUGAAGAAUGGAAAAGACAAACAAAAGACAAAAAAAAAUUUGUAGUUGAAGAUUCCGAUGAAACACCUACACCAACUAAGCCGAAACGCAAUAUCAACAUGAAACAGAAGACACUGAAAAAACCUGUUACCCAGAAAAAGUCAAAAUCUCAAACAGUUUUAAAGAAAUCAAAACAAUACAAAAAUAUAAUUAAUGAACCAUACAUGUCUUCUGUCAAAAAUAACAUAUCAAAUACAUCGUUUACAUCAAGCCUACGAAAAUCUAAUAAGAAGACAGUUAAAAAUUCGAGUACUACUAUUGAAACAAUUCAAGAACAAGCUUCUGAGGACGUUAACGUUUUUUCUGACGCACUGAAUGUAGAAUUCUCGGAAAUGUCUACAGAUACAACUUCAUUAAAAAAAACUUUAACAUUUCUUUAUGUCGCCAUGAAAAAGUUGACAAUUGAAAUAAAUUUGAUGAAAAAUGACUUCCAAGCAUUGUGUAACGGUAUCGAGCGUUUAAUGCUUGUCAAAAAUAACCAAAUUUCAACUCCAGCCUUUGUUGAAAAAUACAAUUUUGUCAAAAUUCAAUUUACUGAAGAAUUUAAAACAUUUGAUUCGGAGUUACAAACAAAUAAUGAAUUCGCGAAGGAUUUCGUAAGUAUAUGCUUUGCUAUUGCGUUAUAGUUUUUAUUAAUUUGUAAAUAUAAUUAUUUUGCAGAAAGAUGUAUUAGAGCAGUUGAUAGGAUCAAAUAUGAAACAGUCUAUUAUCGCUGUAGUGAAAAAAUUCCUACAUCGUGAUUUUGCCAUGAAAUGGACGGCAAUAAAACUGUCAAAUUACGUACUGAAAAACACUCAUUUCUACAACUCUCUAUUCGAGCUUUGAACGAGCGAUGCGCUCCCGCCC
Molecule: messenger RNA, 1060 nt
Organism: Temnothorax curvispinosus
Lineage: Eukaryota; Metazoa; Arthropoda; Insecta; Hymenoptera; Formicidae
Exons: 5
Coding region: 112-840 (242 amino acids)
Source: RefSeq, a predicted model, not a curated record